Molecule: messenger RNA, 869 nt
Organism: Mucor mucedo
Lineage: Eukaryota; Fungi; Mucoromycota; Mucoromycetes; Mucorales; Mucoraceae
Exons: 5
Coding region: 23-847 (274 amino acids)
Source: RefSeq, a predicted model, not a curated record
AUAACAUUUUUCUAAUCCUAUCAUGACAACCCCCAAAAGAUACGAUGUCAAUUCUUUGUUGAAAUUAAGAUACGCGACAGACCCUGAAGCCAAUACCCUCUUUCAAUGGGAGGGUUCCAUUUUCGUGUUUAUUCCGGGAGAAGCCCCCAAAAAGCUUUUCCAAUGUGUUGGCAUGAACGUAUCCAAAGCCAAAAUCGAGGAAAAUAAAUUAAAGGUAUCUGGUAAAGAGUUGACUUACUACCUUGACCCAACCACAGGCCAAAAAUUAUCCACUUGGGAUAACCCCUGGACAGGUGAAAAGGGUUUGCCCGUGGUGCAUAUUGCCAACGACCCUGUACAGAUGGCUCUUCCUUCUUUUGUUCCCUUAACCGCUCGUCAUAACAAGUAUAGCAACACCACAAAUGUCGUUGUAGAGCUUCCCCUGUUUUACCCAAACCCUCUUGCUACAGAAGACCACAAGUUCGAUGCGUAUGAUGCAAAUGCAAUGUAUGAAGCCGGUGAGUUCUUUACGUUCAAGUGUAAUACUGCUGAAUUCGAUGAUUCUAAAACCAUUGAUCAUGUUGAGGUUAACUGGACCCGUAUUUCUAAAUUCCCACCUUUCAUGAAGAUGGGCAAUAAAGAAGGCUAUGUCCUUUUCCAUUGCACAGGGUACAAACUCCCUCAAGGAUCUACUGCAGAUGAUCUCGAGCCUCUUCUUGCAAAAGAAAUCAGCGAAAGAUUACCAUCUUAUGCUGUAGCUGAUGAUUAUAACCCAGACAAGGAAAAUGUCACCAGUUUAACUUAUUUUAGAGAUCAUUUUGAAACCUACAAAAAUGAUCCUUCCACAACAUGGCCUCCCGCAGAAUAAGCAUAAUAAAAGAAAUGUAGCA